Molecule: messenger RNA, 3088 nt
Organism: Aspergillus calidoustus
Lineage: Eukaryota; Fungi; Ascomycota; Eurotiomycetes; Eurotiales; Aspergillaceae
Source: the annotation of a GenBank genome assembly
ACUUCUCCCCCUUUUCAACUUCUCUCCCUUCUCGAUCUGCGCUUCCCGCGCUCCCCCACCCUUGGGGAAAAGGGGUAGGACACAGUUGCCUUACCGACGCGACACGCGACGCGCGACACGAGACGACGCGUUUUCUUGGCAUAUUUGUCAGGCAAAUCCUCCCUACUCUCGUGGGGCGACCUUUUGAAAAACUAGUCGAGGCAAAUGCGAGGAGCCUUUUAAUAUCGAUUGAAAGGGUGCCUGGGAGCUCUGUAAGGAGCCAGAUUGAUCGCUAGAGGGAUACUGGGAUACGAAAACCACCCGACACGAAGCUGUUCUGGCGGAGUGACAGGGCACCCUCGAGUUCAGCUAGCUCUGGGAUUGAGGCAGGAACCAAACACAAUGAGAUUUUGAGAGAUUAUGCAGCCUGCCUCAGCGAGGGAUAGAACGAAGCCUAAGUGCUCUCUGGGGUAAUGGAAGUUGUUAAGCCUGACAGGAUAGUGGUUGCCGGAUGUGUUAAAGGCAAGGCCUACACCGAGACCGAACCACUUAUCACCUGGACAGACACAGCGCACCGCUUCAGAGUAUCAAAGCAUAUGGUGGGAACUGAGCUAGGUUAGUAGGGGCCUACUACACAAGCAACAUGCUGGCUGGGUGCUGCUAGUGAUGGCCUCUGCAAGACACGGUCGGCUGCUAAAGGGAGACCACUAGCAGUAACGGGAAACUGCUUCUUGGAGGCAGCGGGCCGUAGCACCACAGAUGUGACCAGAGGGCGAUAGAAAUGGUAUGUUCCCAGCUCGUACCUGGGCCAUGGCUGCGUGGUAUCGCCGGCAUUCAUGCUUCCAACUCGUACUUGGACCGCAGCUAUGUGGUAUCGCCAACAUAUCACUAGACAGGCCUGCGGAGACGCUGUGGUGGCUCGAGAGGACGGAUGCGCGUGUCGGUUGGCCUAGAGAGGGAGAGUAUAAUGCCUGACUCGUACUCAGGUCCCCAGGAGCUUCCUGGCGCGGUAUCGCCCAUAAUACUAUUGCCCGUGCGGCUGGCUUAAGGUGCAAACUCCAGAGAUGUGCACGCAGCAGAACCUUUUGGCUGGGGGUUCUGCCAAUGGGGACGGGUAAAAUCACUGUCUGAGCAGAAAUGUCAGACGGAAGAUGGUACUGGAAUCGACCGGACUUGUUAAGGCUCUGCCACAGGUGACCGCGAACCGCCCUACCCCUGUUGUCUCUGGCGCCUGCUUUGCGGCCGAGAAAACUGAGCUUAUCCACUUUACCAGGAAAAAGCGCGAACACCUGGAGGGAUCGGUGGUACUAAAUGGCACAGUGGUCCGACCGUCUCCCACGGCGAAGCUGCUGGGAGUGGUCUUUGACCAGGAGCUACGGUGGAAGGAGCACGUUCAACAGGCUAUCAAACGAGCAACCAAAACAACCAUUGCCCUGUGUGGACUACGACAUUUGCGCCCCGAACAGAUGCGCCAACUCUACCAAGCAUGUGUGGCGCCGGUCGUGGACUAUGCGUCGACCGUCUGGCACGACCCGUUGCGCGACAAAACACACCUGCGACACUUGAACACCGUUCAGAGAACCCCGUUGAUCCGUAUUCUCUCGGCAUUCAAGACAGUGGCGACCGCCACACUGGAAGUGGAAGCCCAUGUUCUCCCCACGCAUCUCCGUCUCCGCCACCGCGCCCAGCGCACUAUUGCCAGGCUACACACGCUACCGCGCGACCACCCUAUCUGGGCCACAUUGUCCCGAGCUCAGAAACGAAGGAAUAACAUUGGAUCGCACGCGCGUUUUCCCCUGGCCGAAGCGCUGAAGACCAUGAACGUGGACCGAUUAAAUGAGCUGGAAAUGAUUGACCCACGCCCGCUCCCACCAUGGCGAAGUGAGGCGUUUGUAGGGAUCAAUAUUGAACCAGACCGAGAAACAGCUAUAAAAAAUGCCGAAACCAUAGGUUCUAGAUCUGACAUUGUGGUCUACUCGGAUGCUUCCGGGCGAGAAGGCUACCUGGGGGCCGCUGUCAUUGCACUGGAUGACGACCAGAGGGUUAUUGAAUCCCGACAGAUACAAGUAGGACCUAUGGACCGCUGGUCAGUCCACGUCGCGGAGCUCAUAGGCAUCUUUCACGCCAUUAGCACGGUACUCAAGAUGUUCCACCAACGCCCGAACUACACGGACCGCAACCCAACUACCGCAACUAUAAUAUGUGAUAGUAGAUCAGCAUUACAAGCAAUUCAGAGUGCGAAGAAUGCAUCAGGACAACGAGUCGUUCAUGCAAUCCUCCAAGCAGCCACCGAGAUUCAAGCGAAGGAUAUCACUCUCCGCCUUCAAUGGAUACCAGGACAUUGUGACAACCCCGGCAACGACGCGGCAGACCGGUUAGCCAAAGCUGCUGCGCACCCCGGCCAAACCCACCCCUUCCGCCCGCUGUUGACGAGGGAGAUGACAUUGAUCCGUGACAACGUCCAGACUCAGUGGGAGCGAGAGUGGAGUUCAAGCGCUAAAGGCGACCACCUACGCAAGAUUGACAAUACACUACCCGCGAAUUACACCCGGAAGCUAUAUGGUUCUCUCCCCAGAAACCGAGCCUACCUGCUCACGCAGUUACGCACGGGUCACAAUUGGUUAUCUACCUUUGCCAAGAAACGCGGCUUCCGCGACAACGACGAGUGCGCGUGCGGCGCGAGGGAGACAGUUGUCCAUGUGUUAGUGGACUGCCCGAGGCUACAAGGGCUACGAAUAAAGUUGAGGAGAGAGGUCGGGGACGCGUUUAACAGGAUAUCGAGUCUGCUGGGAGGCUCAACCCACGGUAAGAAAGGUAAUCCAGACAUCAUCUCGCGGGCCAAAACGGUUAACGCCGUGCUGGACUUCGCCGAGGCGUCACAGAGAUUUCGCAGCCGCGCGCCACGAGGGCAGCCUAACAAUGGGAGCGGCAAUUAGGCCACGACAGGCCGUGACGAGGCUCUAAGUUCGUUUUCAGGAAGUGGAAGACUCUACAUGUACAUAAUCAGAUAUAUAUAGUUGUCGUAGCCUGCAUAUCGCUCUAGCGAGGGGUCAGGGUAAAUGAAAACCAACCAACCAACCAACCACUGUAUCCUCCCCUCUUGCUCCAC